Molecule: messenger RNA, 3598 nt
Organism: Seriola aureovittata
Lineage: Eukaryota; Metazoa; Chordata; Actinopteri; Carangiformes; Carangidae
Gene: cnpy2
Product: canopy FGF signaling regulator 2
Exons: 6
Coding region: 1321-1875 (184 amino acids)
Cellular component (GO): endoplasmic reticulum
Source: RefSeq, a predicted model, not a curated record
CUUGGUGGAGGUAAAAAUCACCGGUAUAAAUAAUGAAAUUAAUGAUUGGCUGAAUUAUAUUUGGCUGCUCCCAAUUUCAGGGUACUGGUUUUGCACAUACAGUGGCUCAAUGCCACCCUGCCCUGUCUUACUCGGACACUUUAAAUAACACCUGUUGCACAAAAUAGGCAUGAUAUGUCUGCAGGGUUUUGAUAUGUCUGUUUAUUAAUACUAGCAAUUACCUCACGAGGAGAGUCUGGUUUUCAAAACUCAUUUUCACCUACUUUUAUUGUGGUUUCUAGUAGUCAAGGCUGGAUUCCCAAGUGUGCAACCGCCCAGAGGCUCUUAAGCUAGUAGGUAAUUAACACACAGAAAACUUCAGACAUGGUUGUAUUAUUCUAUCAUAGGAGAACUGUAUGGCAGAAAACUGAAAUUAUUUUCAUUAUCAAUACAUCCGACAACUAUUUUUGUUCAGUUGAUUGGUCAGUGAAUAAAAUGUCAAAGAAUAGUGAGUUUACUUUGAUGAAAAUUGGGAAACUACCAGAUACUCACAUUUGAGAAGCUGCUGUUUGGCAUUUUUGCUUCAAAAAAACUUUAAUUGGCAUGGCUUAAUGGUUAAAGUGAAUACAGCAUGACCCCAAUGUCCAUGAUUGGACAUCUGGCUGAGAACCUUUGUUGCAUGUCAUACCCCUUUGCCUCUCUGUUUCAUGUUUCUAUAAAGACAAAAACCCACAAAAUAUUCUUAAAAUAAAGGACUUUAACUUUAACUGUAAAAAAAAAAAAAAAAAAAAAAAAACGUGCACUUUGGGGAUCAAUAGGGGCCUUCUCCCCAGUACCCCUCAAGAGCUUAAUCUGGCCGUGCUAUAGGCUAAGUAAAUAGUAGUAGUAGUAGUAGUAGUAGUUGUUGUUGUUGUUGUUGUAUUGAGCCUGUUUUCUUCAACUCAACUACACCAGUUAAAUUCUCAUGAGCGUUAGUCCUGAAACCCUGCACAUGAUUCCUCCCCAUGUCACCUCACAUGUUCAUCUUCAGUUUGUUUCAGUCAAAAACUAUUUUCCCCCUUAAAUCUCAAACAACAACAACAACAACGUGGUGCUGAUGAAACGAAGAAGCCCCACGCUCUGCUGAGCUGACAGGUUGCCAUGGUAACACUUGAGCGGUGGAGUUGUUACUACGGAGCUGUUAGAAUCCUCCCGGUCACGUGGGGGCGCCUUCUCGAGCUCGACUCCAUCCUGUCCAGCAGCUCCGGUGCCUACGUCACCACAUUUCACCGAAUGCGAUGGAACAUCGUGGAAAACCUUGAAGGUGGUCUCCAGAAACACCGCUAGAGAGACAGAUGCAAAAUGAGGGAAGCGGCUCUCCUGCUCGCAUCGUGCACGGUUCUGUGUCUCCUCCUGAGCCUCGGCGAGGCAGCCAGACAAGGGCAGGACAUCAGAUGUGGAGCCUGCAGGGCUCUGGUAGAUGAGAUGGAGUGGGCCAUCUCCCAGAUAGAUCCGAAGAAAAUGAUCCAGACUGGAUCAUUCAGGAUCAACCCGGACGGCAGCCAGUCCAUCAGAGAGGUACCUCUGGCUCGCUCAGAGGGAAACCUCUUGGAGCUGAUGGAGAUUGUGUGCGAAAGGAUGGAGGACUAUGGUGAGCACACAGAUUCUUCAACAAACAGGAAGUCCUACGUGAGGAUCAAAUCCCGGAGUGGUGAGACCAUGGACCUCUCAGAGGCCACGCUGGAUUCAAGGGUUACAGCCAGUUUAAAAUUUGCAUGUGAAACCAUUGUUGAGCAGCAUGAAGAUGAAAUCAUUGAAUUCUUCGCUCAUGAGACCGAUAAUGUUAAAGACAAGCUCUGCAGCAAGAGGACAGACCUCUGCGACCACGCUCUGAAAAUGCCCCAUGAUGAACUUUGAUAUCACUUCGCCAUGGCUGCCAUCUCUCCCCAGCUGAGAUGGAGACACUGGGUGCUGUUAUGUUUUCAGUUGUCACUUAUCACCGGUUUAUGCCAUGGCAGUGGAUCAAGAUGUAUACAAAUCCUUAAAAUCUAUAGAAUAGAAAAUCCACAAACAAAACAAAAAGUGUUAUUCCUGUGACCAUGGAGAACUUAAGGACCAUUUUAGCCACACCUCUUCUGUCACUUUUUUAUUAACUGUAAGUUAUUACACUUACACACAAAUUUUUGUUUCUCAUAUAAAGGCUCUUGUCUUCACCGGAUACAACUGAAACUGUGAAACUGCAAAAAUAAAGUCAGACUUAAAAAUAGAUGCAGGAUUUCUUACAACAUUAAUUGCAUAUUUCCAGUAAGAAUUCCACUUUAAAACAAGUACAUAGAGUUUACGUUGAAAUUUGGUCGAGUGGUCCUGAAGUCCAUAUUCAUGCAUAAUGAAAAAGUCUCUCCCAAAGCUAUGCAGAGGUGCUUUGAUGCCACUACUCACUGACAACACAAGUGUCAUUACACUUUCAGUUUUAGCUUUAGUAGAGAGUUUUUAUUUCUCACCAAUAUUUAUGUAACAGUCCAUGAUCACAAGAAUAACUGGUGCUAAUUCUUUUGGGUUAUGAAAGAAGUUAUAAGGUACAUUACGUAAGAUCAAGAAUGAAGUUGAUUUCAGAUUUGAGUGGAAUUAGUUCCACUGUAGGGCAAAUGAGAAAAUGUGCCUUUAUUGCCAAAAAAAUGUUUCCCAGGUAGCAUCACAGUACUCAAAGGACCAAUCAAUCCCAUUUAUCCAUCAGUAGAAGAACCUCAGUAUUUUUAUUGCUGUUGUGAAAUUAAUUAGUUAAUCAACUGAUCACACAUUUUCCACUAGAGAAAUUUACAACUGAGGAUUAAUUGAAAGACGCAGCUGUCAAAAAAAAAAAAAAAAAAAUUAAAGAAUGACAAACUCUUAAGUUGUGAAAAACUUCAUCCACUGUUUUGUGUGAAAUUAUGAAUUCCAACUUGACUUUGUAGCUUCUUGAGUGCUGAACACUUUAAAACACUCCCAGGGACUUAUUUUAUCUCAAUUAUUUACAUGGUAAAUGGCUGUAGAUCAAGACAUGAACUAUUGGGGUCUGCUGAGCUUUCAAAGUAAAUUCAAUUCUGACAACAAAGUACUGAUUUGUAAAAGGGCUGUUAUGUUGCAAAUGGUAUGGGUUAAUAGUAAUAGGAAUUAUGUCUGUUAAAAAUUGUUUUCCCUCCAUGUUGCCAUUCAAAUCCAGAAAGGAAAAUGUCAUAUUAAAUAAAAAAGCAUAAAAUAAGAAUUAGAUAUUUGGUCAGUAAUAGCCUCAGGAGCUGGCUAGUGGCAUGUCUUAUUUUUUAUUAAACACUAUCAAAACCAGCUGCAAUCCCCUUGUAUUAUGACAUUUAAAGAGUGUUUUGUUUUUACUUCUGAGCCUCAAGAGUAGAGUGAAGUUUUGUUUAGUCUAGUAAAACCAAACUAAUUUAAUUCCACUAGAGUGUGCUGUGGUCCACAAUCUGAUUGUGAAGUCCAAAGUGUCAAACUCAGCUGGAAAAUCCUCUGUACUGUCACUAUAGAAAGGCCAGGAGCUAUAUUUGGUAUCAUUUAUUUUACAAUGUGUGAAAAAAAUGAACUUGCUGUCUCAUGUGAACAUUCUCUGGAAAUUUCCUUUUUUAUAUAUAAAUUUUGUAAGUUUUCUGCA